This is a messenger RNA of Rhipicephalus microplus (southern cattle tick), 4196 nucleotides long. Its product is annotated as glucose dehydrogenase [FAD, quinone]. NCBI's taxonomy places the organism in Eukaryota, Metazoa, Arthropoda, Arachnida, Ixodida, Ixodidae. The record is from RefSeq and is a predicted model, not a curated record. Gene Ontology annotation, molecular function: oxidoreductase activity, acting on CH-OH group of donors; flavin adenine dinucleotide binding.
UGGUUGCCCCUCGGUCCGUUGCCCAUGUGCCAGCCCGGUGCGAGCUCGAUCGCGUGCUUCUACUGCGCGUAAGGCCGCGCGGAAACCUUGGCGAGUGCUGAACGGAAGCAACCCGAAGAUCGUCGUCACUUAUUCGGUGACUGCGAGAGCUACGCGGACACGAUAUAGCUACCAGUGGAACUAAGUCGCUUCAUUUUUCUCUCAACUAGAAAAUAUUUGCCGACAUAUCUUCUGUUUUAAUUGCGAGGGUGAGAGUGACGGACUACCAGCAUCUUAUUGGCCUCGACGUCCAAGUGGACGUUUUGCAGACGUCGAGAAAAUAUUGACCGAGUUACACUCGUGGCCGCUUCAAUGCUGGUCGCUCACGGCCUCGACGCGUUCUUCUAGAAGAAGUAAAACCUCGGAAUAAGUGAUUGUCGACGCCAUCGAACGCGUAAGUGGUGACCCGUAACAAUCUCACAGACAGUCGGAGACUUGGCAGCGUGUCGUGAGUGACUCGACCAUGCUUACCAAGGUAGACAUCCUCACCAUCACUCUGCUGUUCACGCACCUCAAACCGGAGCAGCAGCCGGAGUACUUCGACAUUCCACCGCCGGGAAUUCACAAGGAGUACGAUUACAUCAUAGUGGGAGGUGGCUCGGCUGGGUCCGUGCUGGCGAACCGACUCUCGAAAGACCCGUCGACACGGGUGUUGCUCCUGGAGGCAGGUGGCCUGGAGGACACGGUGACCGACGUGCCCCUCUUCACGACCAUCAGUCAGUUUUCCGAAAUAGACUGGGCGUUCUACACCGAGACGCAAGAGAACUGCGGCUUCGCCACUGUCAAACAGAGAGACUUGUGGAUUCAGGGCAAGGUGUUGGGAGGCGGCAGCGUGCUCAACUAUAUGAUCUACAACCGGGGCAACCGACGUGACUACGACAACUGGGCCAAAGGAGGCGCCACGGGAUGGUCCUACGACGAAGUGCUGCCGUACUUCAAGAAGUCGGAGGACAACACCAACAGAAGUCUGGCAGAAGAAGGCUACCACGGCUACGGCGGGGAGCUCACCGUCAGUUCGACAAAGUUUCAGACGCCAGCGCUGCACGCCUUCCUCAAAGCUGGCAAGGAGCUUGGCUACGAGGUCAACGACCACAACGGAGCUCGACAAACGGGUUUCAUGGCCAACCAGUUCACUGUUCGGGGCAAAGAGCGGUGGUCCACGGCAAAGGCCUUUGUGCUUCCCAUCUAUGGAAAGAAGGGGCGCAAGAAUCUCCACGUUUCCAUCUUCUCUAAGGCCACAAAGAUCUUGUUCGAGGGAAAGCGGGCGGUGGCCGUUACCUUCAAAAAGGACCAGCGGAAGCAUACCGUUCGAGCCACAAAGGAAAUCAUCAUUUCUGCAGGGGUCAUAAAUUCGCCCAAGCUGCUCAUGCUGUCCGGAGUUGGCCCACGGAAGCACCUCGAAGAAAUGAAGAUCCCGGUGGUGGCGGACCUUCCGGUUGGCGAGAAUUUGCAGGACCACGCGUUGGCCGCCGGCUCUCUGGUGCACCUGAAUGAGAGCCUGGGCGAGGGAUUCACCGGCGUCAGGGGAGCCAUUGAGUACUACCGACACAACACUGGACCCUGGACAAUACCAGGCGGCAUCGAGGGCAUUGCUUUCUACAAGACAAAGUACGCUGACCAGAACGACGACUUUCCCGACAUCGAGAUCAUGUUGAACACGGGUCCACCGGCUUCCACUUACACCGAGCCUUUCCUUAUCGGCCUGGGGCUGAAGCAAGAGGUGUACGACAAGUACAUCUUGCCGCACCGUGGCGAGCCAGCAAUCAACAUGAUCCCUUUUGUGACACGGCCGAAGUCACGAGGAUACGUGAAGCUGCGUUCCACAGACCCUGAAGAUCCUCCGAUAAUUGUCUCUGGCUACUACACACACCCCGACGACGUUAAGGUGAUCGUUGAGGGCUUGAAGUUCGUUCACAACAUCACGAAGACGAAGGCAUUUGCCGAGAUCGGUGGCCAUGUGUGGCGCGAGGUGUUUCCUGGCUGCGAGGAGCACGAGCAAUACAGCGACGAAUACUGGGCUUGCGUAGCACUGGCUUUCCCAAAGACGGCGUACCACCCGGCCGGAACUUGCCGAAUGGGCAGCGACCACAGGGCAGUGAUUGACCCUAGGAUGAGGGUUCGUGGCGGCGUCACCAACCUUCGCGUGGUCGACACGUCGGCCAUCCCGGAGAUGAUCACCGGUCACCUCAACGCUCCGGUCAUUAUGAUGGCCGAAAAGGCGGCCGACAUGAUCCUCGAAGACAACGGGAACAUGGUACCCGACUCGCAGAGGGCCAACUAUCGCGUCCGAGGACGCUCGCCGAAGGAAGUGCCACACGGAGUCCAUUCAGCCGCUGCUUCCUCGAGCCUCUUGCAUGCAGCGUCGUGGCCGCUCCUCAGGGCGAUAGCGGCCGUCUUACUCGCAUGCUUGACAGUUUCGUGACAGCUUCGUGACAGCUUCCUGACAGUUUUGUGACAGCUUGGACCGUUGGUGUCAGAAUAGAAGCUGGGACGUGAGCUUGCGCUAAUGCCGCAACAAAUAUAGUAGAAGGUUCAAGAUAUUUCGUCAGGCAUUACGUCACUUUCACUACGUCACAUCACACAACAUCUACACACUGUCUCGCUGAACGUCAGAGAGAUGCGCAAUAGUUGUUCUAUUCAUUGUGCCGUCUCGUUAUGUUUUAUAGCUCAGUCAUCAGCUGGCCUGAAUGUAUGAUUCGUAUUUUAGGCUGGCCAACAUGCUAGAAAGAAAGUAAGUUCAAUAUAUUACAGCAGUUUAUGCUCACCCAGUCUUGUGUAUCUAAGCAAAGUUAUUAAGCUAGAAAUGCACCCGCUCUUUGAAUUCUCGUAAGCUCCAUUUCAUUCCUUAGGUAAAGGUUGAGUAAGCAAUUGGAUUCAGUCCUGUGUCACGCACCUCGCUCAACAUUUAUCCUUGUUCCUUCUUUUUCUAUGCUGCACUGUAUCGAAAGCCCCUCCGAUUCUGUUCUUCUUCUUCAUCUCUUUCCUCCUCUGUCUGUCUUAACCUGUUAUUCCAGUUUUCUGAAGCCAGUGUGGGAAAGCCAACUGAAGCCCUUUGUGAUUACCCGUCUGCCUUUUUACACUCUUCUUUAGGAUUUUAUUUUCAUUUCUUGACCUAUCGCUUAAUUAUGGUGCUCCAAAGAAGAUGUCCUUGACACAGCGAUGUCCUUGACACAUUCGGUACGGAACAACCCGUAAGUUCUUACCUAUCAACUAGGUACAGCAACACUUCAUAAACGGCCGCCCAUGAGCGAUGCCCCUCUUUUAAUAAAACGCAAUGUGUGAGGUUUUAGCUAAUGCUUAUUCAAUAAAAAUGACCAAAAGGAAAUAAUGUCUAUUUCAAGUUGAACCAAAAUACAUAUUUAAAUAUACGUGAGCAGUAAUGUUGAAGCACGUCAAAAGUUCUGUGAGACAUUUCUAAAUUUUCACUCUAUUUUGUUCAGCUGUACGAGCAAGGUAAGCUUCAAUUUACAAAGAGUAAUUGCUAUCUUAUCAGAGCUCUUGGCUAACAUUUCUUAGGACAAUUUAUUCCAUGAGUCUGUGAAAGCUCUACACGCCUGCUUCUUUGUUGAUUUCAGAAAAAUGUGCCCCAAACAGAAGGUCAAUUAUAUCACGAUUCAGAGAGUGUGACCUUGUGGCUAGUCACAAAGGAAGCAACUCUACGAAUAUGUUCCCGCACUUAGCUGCCUUAGAGUUUGGAAUUGAAGAAAAUGUAUCCCACUUAUAGCUUGCUAUUCUGCUUUUGUACUUGAAGUUUCUACUUGCGGCAGUUUUCUCCAUCUCACACUGACCGAACAGAAGCCUCUUCAUCCUGAACAAUAUUCACUUAUCCCGGUGAAUUUCUGAAAUAACUAGUAAGCGGCACUAGGCUAACAGCUUUAAGUCAGGUCGUCACUUGAGGUGAGAAUCAAUACUACAUAAACUACAUAAAAACAAGCUACUUGAAAAAUACCAAUACUUUUCUUUUUGCAUGCUUUUACCCUUAAAUAGUUGGGUAACGUGAAUGAAAAUCGGUGCACUUUAUUGCCGACAUUGUUAUAAUUUGGUGAGUUAGCAUUAAUGAAUUUCGUCAAAAGAUCAUGCUGUUGGUCCGAAAAUUUUGUAAGCAGUUGUGAACAGUUCUGUUGUGCUGUUGUUCAAUAAACGUUUUGUGGUUAUGA